This is a messenger RNA of Menidia menidia (Atlantic silverside), 2869 nucleotides long. Lineage: Eukaryota; Metazoa; Chordata; Actinopteri; Atheriniformes; Atherinopsidae. The record is from the annotation of a GenBank genome assembly.
CUCAGGAUCAACACGUGAAUGCACCAAAAGUUAACUCUGCAGAGUUGUGACACUUACAGACAUGGAGGAAAAACAGAGCAGUGCGGACACAAACUUCUCUCCAGACCCUGGAGGGGCAGGAACAGAAAAAGAUGCCCCUUGUGACCAAAACCCAAAGACGAUCAUCGGCAGACAGAUGACAGAGCAGAGCCGCUUUGCAUUUGCAGCACUGUGUGGCGUCUCUUUGGGCCAGUUGUUCGCCGGGUCUGAAAACGGGGAGUUUAGGAAGCAGUACCUACAGGGGCUGGUUCAGUGGCUGGACCUGGAUGAGUCUGUGAUGCCGGUCAUGGGGGCUUUCCUGUCAGGGCUCGGAUUCGAGGGCUCUGACACCUUCCUCUCCAUCCUCCAGGCUGAUCCACUGCUGGCUUCAGGAGCCACUCCAAUCAUACAGGAUCUGGUGUCCUUCUCUGUCAAAGAUGGCCAGUAUGAUGCCAGAGCCAGGGUUCUCAUCCGUCAUGUUAGCUGUUUGCUACGAGUCUCUCCACGGCAGCUGGAGGAGUUUGAGGCGACGCUGGGAGAGAGGCUGAGGGAAGCAGGGGAGGAGAGCGAAGAGGAAUCAUCCAGGCGGCUGAAGAGGGAAAGAGGGCGGAAGUUACGACGUUACCUCCUCAUUGGACUAGCCACAGUGGGUGGAGGAACCGUGAUUGGUGUGACAGGUGGACUGGCGGCCCCCUUGGUGGCUGCAGGAGCGGGGGCCGUGCUGGGGGCGGGAGGUGCUGCCGCCCUGGGCUCGGCCACUGGGAUUGCGAUAAUGGCCUCUCUGUUCGGAGCAGCAGGCGCCGGACUCACUGGUUACAAGAUGAAUAAGUGUGUUGGAGCAAUAGAGGAGUUUGAGUUCCUGCCCUUGACCUCCGGCAAGCAUCUUCACCUGACCAUUGCAGUCACAGGUUGGCUGUGUAAUGGUAAAUACAGUUCGUUCCAGGCACCGUGGUGCAGCUUGGGCGAGUGUGGAGAACAGUACUGCCUGGUGUGGGAGUCACGUUUCCUCAGGGAUCUGGGCUCUGCCAUGACCUCUCUGCUGGAUGGGCUGGUCAGCAUGGUAGCUCAGGAAGCUCUCAAGUACACUGUGCUCUCAGGUAUUGUGACAGCUCUGACGUGGCCCGCGUCGCUGCUGGCAGCAGCCAGCGUCAUUGACAACCCCUGGUGCGUUUGUCUGAACCGCUCGGCUGAGGUGGGAAAACACCUGGCGCAGGUUUUGAGAAGUAGGCAGCAGGGAAAGAGACCUGUCAGCCUUAUAGGUUUCAGCCUUGGAGCGAGAGUCAUCUACUACUGUCUGGAGGAGCUUGCCAGAGAUCAAGGAAGUGAAGGUAUGGUAGAGGAUGUGGUGCUUCUGGGGGCUCCAGUGGAUGGCUCGGAGAAGACCUGGGAAAGAAUUGCAAAAGUCGUGGCUGGGAAGAUAGUGAACGGAUACUGCAGAGGGGACUGGCUCUUGGGGUUUUUGUACCGUAGCUCAGCUGCACAGCUGUCUGUUGCCGGGCUACGGCCAAUCAACAUCCAGGACCAGAGAAUAAUCAAUGUGGAUCUCUCCUCUGUGGUCAAAGGUCACUUGGAUUACAUGCGUCAGAUGGACACCAUCUUGGUGGCAGUGGGAGUUCCCACCAAAGUAGUCCCAGGAGCCGCCUUUGCUCUCCCUCAUCCUGUAACAGAGGGGACCAUGGACAUCCCUGACCAAACCACCAAAGGACCACACCUGAACACGACCCAGAUCCUUGCUGAGAAUGCAGAGACCUGCUCACAAGACAGCACAGACUGCAGAGGAGCGGCAGACCCAGAGGAGACGGGCGACGGCUGGGACAUCCCUGACAUUUCAGAUCUACUGGACACGUUAAACGAGUCAGAAGCAGACGGUCAGACCCCAGUCGGGAACAGUGGGCCGCUCACUAAUGACGCCCCGUCUCCAGAUCUGAAUCGGCAGUGUGACAGCGAAGAGGAGGCUGACCCGGUGGCUGAGGACGUCUCAUGGAGCUGGAACGACACACACUGGACUGCAGAGCACUCACACAAAUGAGCCGAACUCCUUGUUGCAGGACCAGCUGCUUCCUGAACAAUUCUCAUCUUCUGAGUUUUUUUUUACAGCAUCAAAGCGUCAUCUGAGAAAAUAUUUAUUUCAUCCCCAGUGCGAUGACGUGUCAGAGACUGUCAGCCUACACAUAUGGCAGCUUUAAAAGAGAAACUGGAGUUAACUGCUCUGCUUCACGUCCUCCAGUUUUGUUGUAGAUGUUCUGAAGUGUUCAUCUGGUAAUCAUGUCAAAGUCUCUUUUUUCCCACCUGUGAAUCUCAUCUUUCCUUCAGACCCCGCUCCGGUUUAAAUGAAUGCUACCAGAUAGGUGACAACUCUGCUCCUUUCGUCCCACUUAUUUUUAUCUGUUGGCUCGGUUGCUAUGGAUAUCAUCACAACAAUUUGAUUUCCAUAAGGGUGGAGGCAGUUGGGCAAACGUGUUGUUUUUCACAGUAUUUUUUUCCCAUCUUCCUUUAUUCUGUUCCACCCGUCGGAAUGUGAUAUGCUGGCACUGAUAACUCAAAAAGUCCUCGAGCUUGAAACUCUGUGACAUGUGAAACAAUGUAUUUUCCUUCUUCUCUGUCUAGCGCACAGUGGAAGAAAACCUAGAUUCGGAGAUUGUCUGACUUUAUGUAUCUUUUCUUCAAUAUUCCUUCAGCUUUAGUAACUUAUGAGACUCAUUCUCAGCACAAACCCGAUUAAACUUAUUUGCAGGUUAUAUUCCUACGAUUAUUCAGUCGAGGGUGUCCACCUGAUUGGGGAGAAGCAGAGGCAACUCGAUCCCAGCGUGCUCAGCGUCCAGCAGGUUGACAGCAUCCGUCGCAGUGGCGG